CACAUGCUCAGAGUAGACAAAUAUCCUUUGAUUGUUCCUGUCACAUUUAUUGCUGUAAUUGCUGCCAGAAGCGAAGAACUAUCAUGUCCUCAAUCACUGUUCUUCAGCCCAAUGGAGCUGAAGUCAGCCAUAAAACUUUGGUCGAGAAGGCACCGCCCCUGAUUGAGCUAGACACUUCUCAGGACGAUUGGGUAUACCCCUAUCCUACUGACUUCAAGAUUCAUGAGCAUCCUAUUGAUGAGAUUCGUGAGCUCAAGGUGGCCGUGAUUGGAGCUGGUCUCGCAGGUAUCAUCGCAGGCGCACUCUUACCAGCAAAGGUCCCGGGAAUCAACCUCACCAUACUGGAGAAGAAUGAGGAUUUGGGUGGCACAUGGUACGAGAACAUCUACCCAGGAGUUCGUUGCGAUAUACCUGCACACGUGUACCAAUCAACAUUCUCACCGAACCCCCACUGGAGCGAAGAAUAUGCACAAGGUGCUGAGAUCCGCAACUAUUGGCAGAAUGUGGCCAAGAAGCAUGAUGUUUACUCAAAAGUCCGACUGCAGACCAAAGUCUUGGGUGCCUACUGGGAGCCGGAGCGAUCGCAAUGGAGAGUCGAGACAAAAGAUCUCAAGGGCGGAGAAGAGACAAAGGAACAUUUCGACUUUUUGGUACCUGCGAUUGGCCACUUCAAUGAGUGGAAACUGCCAGACAUUCCCGGUAUCGAGAAGUUCCAAGGUCAUCUGAGACACUCGUCCAACUGGGAUCCUACCUUCGAUCCGGAGGGUAAGCGCAUAGCCACCAUCGGAAACGGAGCGUCUGGCAUACAGAUCACCCCCGAACUGCAAAAAGUCGCGAGUCACGUCGACCACUAUGCUAGAAGCCGAACUUGGAUCGCUGGUGCCUUCUCUCCCGAUGCCAAAGAUAGGCAAUCCACGCCCAUGUACAUCGCACAAGAACAGCUCGAAUCUUUCUCAGACCCCAAAGUAUAUCUCGAAUAUCGAAAGAAACUGGAAGGAUCUUUCUGGCGAAAUUUUGACGCACAGCUCAGAGAUUCAGAUCUCAGCAAGACUUCGGCACAAAAGUUCAGAGAGCUGAUGGGCAAGAGGUUGGCGGAUAAACCUGAAUUGCUGGACCAGAUCGUUCCUGACUUUCCUCCGCAUUGCCGACGCCUCACACCAGGUCCGGGAUACUUGGAAGCUCUGACCAAGGACAACCUCACAUUUAUCCAAACGCCUAUCUCAAAUUUCACAAAAGAUGGAAUUGUCACCUUGGACGGAGUGCACCGCCCUGUUGAUGCAAUCAUUUGCUCGACCGGUGCGAAUGUUGAUUUUGCUCCACCUUUCCCAAUCGUUGCUGGCGAAUAUGAUCUCUCCCGUGACUGGCGGCCAGAAGGGAAGUUUGGAUUUCCUUACACAUACAUGGGUGUAUCGACGCCAGGCCUCCCAAACUUGUUACAGUUGCAUGGUCCCCAAAGCUAUGGUUCCUCUGGCACAGUGCCACACUCUGUCGAGACACAAGCUACAUACAUUGCUAAAGUCCUGCGCAAAGUCAGCAGUCAAGGCAUCUCAAGCAUUGUACCUCGCAAGUCUGCAGCCGACGCCUUUGUCGAAUACUGUGAUGCCUUCUUCCCUCGAACGAAUCUUUCCAGAAAAUGCAGCAGUUGGGCGAAUGGUCGUCGUCCUGGUGGCCGAAUUCAUGGCUUGUGGCCUGGUAGUGCAGCUCAUUUGACCAACAUCAGAAGAGAACCACGUUGGGAAGACUAUGAAUACACAUAUGUUCACAACGACAACAUAUUUGCUUAUUGGGGCAAUGGCGUCACCAAGAAGGAGUUUGAUCCGGAGAGCGAUAUGACUUCUUAUCUGAGACUGCCUGAAGAGACGGAUCUGAGAGAUUUGCAUGAGCGCUGGUGGGACCUGUGAGCAACUAUCUUGUGGAAAGACGCAGUUGUUUGCUCUUUCACUGUACAGUCUUGUCUCGUUUAACAUUGAUGCUCAAGAGUUGGAGAGGAGUCGAGAUAGACAGAAAAACAC
This is a messenger RNA of Aureobasidium pullulans EXF-150, 2012 nucleotides long. RefSeq names its product FAD/NAD(P)-binding domain-containing protein. Bases 84 to 1901 code for a protein of 605 amino acids. Lineage: Eukaryota; Fungi; Ascomycota; Dothideomycetes; Dothideales; Saccotheciaceae. Gene Ontology annotation, molecular function: flavin adenine dinucleotide binding; N,N-dimethylaniline monooxygenase activity; NADP binding. The record is from RefSeq and is a predicted model, not a curated record. The transcript is spliced from 4 exons.